Molecule: messenger RNA, 294 nt
Organism: Bursaphelenchus okinawaensis
Lineage: Eukaryota; Metazoa; Nematoda; Chromadorea; Rhabditida; Aphelenchoididae
Source: the annotation of a GenBank genome assembly
AUGGUAAAGCAGGCCAUGGUGAAGCUGUGCAUGGUAAGCCAAGCCAAGCCAAGCCAAGCCAAGCCAAGCCAAGCCAAGCCAAGCCAAGCCAAGCCAAGGCAAGCCAAGCCAAGCCAAGCCAAGCCAAGCCAAGCCAAGCCAAGCCAAGCCAAGCCAAGCCAAGCCAAGCCAAGCCAAGCCAAGCCAAGCCAAGCCAAGCCAAGCCAAGCUAAGCUAAGCCACGCCAAAGAAACUGUCUACUGUAAUGUACGACAGUCAAAACUGUUUACCGACCGGUUUUCUUUCUAUUUUUGA